Messenger RNA from Ceraceosorus guamensis, 7259 nucleotides. RefSeq lists its product as hypothetical. The record is from RefSeq and is a predicted model, not a curated record. The transcript has 5 exons. Gene Ontology annotation, biological process: negative regulation of transcription by RNA polymerase II; chromatin remodeling. NCBI's taxonomy places the organism in Eukaryota, Fungi, Basidiomycota, Exobasidiomycetes, Ceraceosorales, Ceraceosoraceae. Gene Ontology annotation, cellular component: chromatin; nucleus. The coding region runs from base 357 to 6989 and encodes 2210 amino acids. Gene Ontology annotation, molecular function: DNA binding; chromatin binding; histone binding.
CGCAUCGAUCGAUCGAUCAUUCAUCAAGAUUCGUGAUUCAAGAUUCAUCAAGAUUUCAGGACUCACGCAUCGCGGGCAAGGCUGCAUGCAUGUACUCUUGAUUGUAAAGUACCGGUGGUCACAAGUCAAAAGUAUGGUGCGGCGAGCCUUGACAUCUCGAUCGCGUACCACACGCACGGCUCUUCUUGCACAGCCACGACCCCCUCCCGCCUCCGACUCUUGACUCAGAACUCGACCCAUUCGGUCAGGUAGACUUGUUGCCCCAACGGUCAGGCAUCAAGCUAGAAGGCUCCGACCAAAAGGCUAUCCGAUACUCGCUCCUCGUCGCGUCGCGUUGCUGCCAUCGGGGAGCAGAUAUGCCACCUCGACGUGGAACGCGUCAAGGUGCGCGUGCAGCUGCACCGAGCAACACUCGACAAGACGACGAUGAUUCAGAUCAGUAUUCCUACGGAGAAGCGGCGAGGAGCGACAAUGAGGAAUUUAUGAGCGCAGAUGAGGAGCUUCCAGAGAUCAUCACGCGUCGCGAUGCGUCCUCGUCCUCGCGCGCUUCCCGUCCUCAACCCGUGCCCAAAGGUACUGGGCGCCCUUCUCGAGCAUCAACUUCGGGAAAGGCUAAACCUGCUUGGCAGCCCGCUUCGUCGGAUGACGAACAAAGCCCAGGUGUAGAAGAGGUCCAAGAUGUGCAUUUGCGCUCAAACAGAGGACCGCCUCGAAGAUCUGCGGGAGUGAGGUUCCAGACGACGCCGGCUGCGAGCGAGGAUGAAGAGGAAGAGGAUGUGAGACCGCUCAAGACGCGUCGCAUGGCCUUGGGACGCGCAGCUGCUGCUUCAACACCAGCUGUCCGCUCGAGUCGUGGUCAGGCAAAGGCCAAGCAAUCAGCGGGACCCAGCACUAGGAGCGCUAAAGCUUCCGCACCUCACAAGCGGAAAGCCAGUCGUCUGUCUGCAGCUGCUCUUGCCAGCCAAUUAGCCGCUUCUGACCAGGAAGACGAGGAGGAGGAGGAACAGGAGGAGGAGGCGGAGGAGGAAGAGGAGGACGAGCUUGAAGAGAUUAUUCAAGUGGACGAGUCGUCUGAGGAUGACCUUCCGCGGAGAAAAUCUCGCCGGGGUGCCCAGAAGUCUAAAGGCAAGGCUGGCACUCAGACUCGCGCGCGAUCAAGCGCUAGCACGAGCCGCAGAGCACCACGAAAGAGCGCAGCUGGUGCAAGCUACGUCUUGGACCCAAUCGUCCUUCCAGGCGACUCCGCAGAGGAGGCAGAAUCGCAAGGAGAGUUCGACGGCGCUUUCAGACCCGGCAAAGGUCAGACCAAACGCAAGCGCAAGAAGUUCGUGCCGCUCUAUCCUUCGAGCGAUGAAGAUUUCGUGUAUGGAGACUACGGUUUGCCCCUACAUCAGCGACGAAAGGCUCCACCCCUCCCAUCCAAGCAGAAAGUCAAGAUACAACCUCACAUCGACUUUGAGAUUGACCCGCUCAGCGAGGAUGCUCUAGCCACGUACGGCAAGCUGCGCGACGUUUCCCCCAUGCCCAAAAAGAGCUCCGCUAGACUUGUCGGAUCGGAUGAUAGCUCACUUCCCGACGCUGCGGACGACUCCGGCGUGGACGCCUACUUGCAGGACAGUUCAGAUCUGGAAGACUCGGACGAUGUCAGCGUCGUUUCGGACGAGUUGGACAAGUCUACGCGCGCUGCGCGUCAUCGUCGCAACUCGGUCGAGAUGCUCUCCGACUCUUCGGACGGAAAGUCGCGCAGAAGGCGAGCCAAGAGCGAGGAUAGCGCAGAGGAGCACUACCACGUCUCGGAAGACGAGGAGCCCAAAUUUGAUCAGGAUGGUCUGCCCGUCGAGAAGAGUCUGCUGGGAAAACAUUGGCCUACUUGUCACAAGUGCGGUGAAGAGUCUGCACUGAGCUUGAUGGGUGGCCUGCAGCGCUUAGUCGGCAAACUGCAUCGUGAGGGCAAACUCCGAAAGGGGCGAUUGAUGGAGCGCAAGACGAAAGGCGGACGCGUGUCGAAUCUGAUUGGAGAAUUUGACGAGACGGAAGCGAUCGAGGGAACAUUGGAAGAUCGCGUGGAGGAGAGACGACAGGGCAUUUUGCAAGCUGGAGGAUGGCUGGAAUGUUGCACCUGCUCCGCCUCUUUCCACUGGGGAUGCCUCGCCGCCCCUCGUCAGCGCCGUAUCCUGGACGAGAUCAACGCCAUUCACGAAGCAGCCCAGAAGGCCCUCGAACCGGGCAAACCUUUUGUAGAGAGGGAAGGGCUAAAGUGGAACGAGUUCGUUUCCUUUGUCGAAUGCUCGGAUUGCUUUACGGAACAUGGAAGGAGGUGCAUGCUUUGUCAUUCGGACGAGCCGCGCGAGCUGGACGCGCCACCCAUGUUCCGCUGUCAUCGGUGCAGGAGGUGCGCCCAUUACGAAUGCUGUCGACAAGUCACUGGCGAUUCGACUGUGGAAGAGACGGCUGUAGCGAGGCAGGGCGCCCAGUGGCAAUGCAUGGACUGCGAAGUCUGGGGUAGAGUGGCGUCCAUCAUCGCUUGGCGUCCCUCCGCCGAAGCGGCUGCCGAACCAGAGCCAGAGCAAGCGCCAGGCGAGCCAUUGCCGGUCCGAAGUUUCAAGGAGAAUCUGCACAGAGAGUACCUGGUCAGAUUCGUCGACGUAUCCUUUCGCAACACCCAAUGGGUACCGCACGCAUGGCUCAGUGUAGCCAACUCUCACCUGCUCAAUCACUUUUUGCAAAAGGGCACUCGCGUCGAGCUGGAAGACAAGGCGAUCAAGGGCGUAGGAAAACCCAUCAUUAAUGCUCAGUCGGCAAGGGCUGGUGUGGCAGGAACGCUGGCACGCGGUCGCAAGAGUGCUGUGGAGCUGCUCUCGCAGGCUCCUGCCUUACGCAGGCGUCGAAGGCGCAGGAGGCUCGAGCUGGUCGAGGAUCAGACGAAUGAUCAGGUGGCCAUUGUCGCUGAUGGACCUCCUCGAGCGGUCCCUGAUGCUCAGUUGCGAAUCCCAUUCCCUUGGCGCACGCCAGAUCGAGUGCUGGACUGCUUCUUCAAGGUAGACAUUCUGGGCGCUGCAGGUCGCAUCGCGGCACGCAACAAGGAGCCGCCAAACCCCAAUCGUCGUCCACGAGCCAAGCAGCAUGCCGAAAAUCGUCAAAAGUAUCGCGAAGAUCCCAACAUGAUCCACAUUGAUGAUUUGGACGAAAACUUGCUCGACCCCGAGAGUGCUCUCGAAAGCUUGCCGUACGUCGCCAAGAUCUUUGUCAAGUGGGAAGACAUAGGAUACGACUUGAGCACGUGGGAGGAUGGACCGAGCCCUUUUGAUCAAGCGGACGUAUACGAAGAGUUUGUGGCUGCUUAUCGUCGGUACUUGCAAGGUCGAAAGGUUUUCGUGCCCUGGCUCAGCACCAAGCAGCUUCAAGACCUUGACAAGAGGAAGGGCCUCUCCUUCAAGCCGUUCCGCGAGCAACCACGCUAUGUCUGCGAGGGGCAGCUGCUGGACUUUCAGCUCGAAGGUCUCAAUUGGAUGCGCUUCAACUGGUUCAAUCAUCAACCUGGCAUAUUGGCAGACGAGAUGGGUCUGGGCAAGACGAUUCAAAUGAUCUCCUUUUUGGGCUCGCUGUACCACGAGUACAAUGUGUCUCCCUUCUUGAUCGUCGUCCCCAACUCGACGAUUGGCAAUUGGGUCAGAGAAUUCGAAACGUGGAUGCCUUCGAUGCGAGUCGUGCCUUACUAUGGCGUUGCGGACUCGCGCGACGUCGUCGAGAACUACGAGCUGUUCCAUGAGAACAAGGUGGACGGCCGACAGGCGCUCAAGGCUCACGUCGUGCUUGUGUCUGACACGACGGCUCGUGCGACGCCGGCCGUGCUGCGCAGAGUGCAGCAGUGGCAAGUGAUGGUGGUGGACGAAGGUCAGAGUUUGAAGGGAGGAGAAUCCAACAAGCUCGUCAGGCAGCUCAACGACUUGCCUGCUGAACAUCGCAUGAUCAUGACCGGCACGCCGCUCAACAACAAUAUUGGCGAGCUCUUCAAUCUGCUCAAUUGGCUGCAGCCUGGCGGCGAUUGGUCCCGCAUCGAAGAUCUCAAGAAGGAAUACGAAAGCCUCACGCCGGCGCUCAUCGAAGAGCUUCAACCUCGCCUGCGACCUUUCUUCCUUCGUCGGCUCAAGGCGGAUGUGGUCAACUUGCCUGCAAAGACGGAGCUCAUCGUUCCCAUUUCUCUCAAGCCUGUGCAAAAGCAGAUCUACAAGAGUAUCCUCGAGGCGAACAUCGAGGAUAUUCAAGGUCUGCUCAACGAGCGGCACGGCAAAGGCAAGAAGAAGAAGAUUGUGCUCAACAUGAAUGGAAUCCUCUCUCAGCUUCGCAAAUGCUGCCAGCACCCUUAUCUGAUCGCUCCGACGCUCGAGAUCCGAGAGGGCGAUCGCAAGUACGUGGCGGAAGAGGAGAUGAAUCGCUUCGUGGAUGCGAGCGGCAAGCUGGCCUUUCUUCGAGAGCUGCUGCCCAAGCUCAAAGCCCGCGGACAUCGCGUCCUGCUCUUUUCGCAAUUCGUCAUCAAUCUCAACAUUGUAGAGGACUUUUUGGAAGAUGCUGGUUACAAGUUUUUGCGACUUGAUGGUAAUCUGGGCCAGAAACAGAGGCAGAAGGGCAUCGAUGCCUUUAACAAGCCCGAUUCGGAGUACUUUAUCUACAUUCUCUCCACUCGGGCUGGUGGCGUCGGUAUCAACCUGGCUACAGCGGACACGGUCAUCGUCUUCGAUCCCGACUUCAACCCACACGUCGACAUGCAGGCCAUUGCUCGUGCACACCGCAUCGGUCAGACGAAGCGCGUCCUUAUCUUUGACCUGGUGUCAAAAAACACCGCCGAAGAACGCAUCAUUCAAAAUGCUAGAGGCAAGAUGGUGCUGGAUCAUCUCAUUGUGCAGAAUCUCAACAAUGAAGAGACGCAAGCUGAAGAGAUCGAAAGUAUCAUCAAGUACGGCGCUCAGGCUCUCUUUGCGGAGCAAGGAACGGAGGAGACCGCCCAGGACAUACGCUACACCAGCGAUGAUCUGGACAAGUUGAUAGAGCGUGCAGAGACAGAGGAUCAAGACAGGCCACAUGCGGCCACGGAAGGCGAUGGCGGCUUUUCCUUUGCACGCAUCUGGGAGACCGAGAAUGCAAAUGGCGAGUCCGAUGUUGUUCCAGCGCAGAACAUCGCAGACAGUGACUUCUGGCAGGAUCUGCUGGAGAAGACUCGCUUGGCAGAGGAUGCGCGCCGAGAGGAGAAGGCCAAGCGCGAGGCAGAAGAGCUGGCUAGCGGCAAGAGGCGCACGCGAAAGCAGACGAAGUACGAUUUGGAUGGUGAGCAGCAAGACGACGACGACGAGGAGUGGGUCGCUCAGCGCGCUGGCUCCGAGGCAUCCGAUCACGCCAUGCCUGCCGCUGCGGAAGUCGCAGCAGAGGCAGGAGAUCUCGUGGCGAAGCCGGCUCGCAAGCGUGGUCCUCGGAAGUCUCAAGGCGAAGGCGCUGCGCGUGCACGUGGCCGUCCAAGAAAGUCGCAGACCGACGCGGCAACGCCUGGAACCCAAGACGGCGAGGCAGGACCGUCCCAGCCCAAACCUCGCGGCCGUCAGGUGCUCAUGCCAGAUGGCGAAAACAUCCCGACACCUGCUCAAGCGCAGCUCAUCCUCGAGACCAUUCCGCGCAACGUCAUGAUAGAGGUGCUGGACAAUGUUCUGGUCAAGAAGACGGACAUUGAAGCUUUGCAGCCUUCUAAUAAGCGUCCGCAAUUGACCCAUCUGCAUGCAGUCUAUUUCGAGAAACAGCUAGGCAUUCCUUAUGCGUGCUUCAAAUUUGCAUUCAUCUUCAUCGACUCGUCGCAGCUACCUGAGAACGUUCGAGGCUUGGACUUUGAUGGGGCAGUAUUCCUGGACGCGGGCAUCGUGCGGGAACAUCUGAUCCGCGCAGUCGCGAAGAUAUGGCAAGUCUGGAACAAGGGCAAACAUGGACGCAAGGCAAGACUGUUGACCGAUGCGGAGAAGCAAGAGCUUAUGCAAGGCUUCAGCUCGCUUCGUGAUCUAGGCGCCACAAACAUUGAUGGUGUCAUGCAUGCGGCCGAGAUCAUGUUUGGCACAGCUGAUGUGGCGCAAGCAAGGAGCAUGCUUAGGGUUUUGCGAGACAAGUUGGUAGAGAUGAUGACGAUUCUCGGACCAUUCAACGACGACCAAAAUCGCAGACUUUUGGCUACUUCCAGGAAGGUGCACGGCGCGAGCGAAGCUUUGCUGCUCGCUACUAGUCCCGAGGCGCCGCCACCGCUCGGUAACUUCGAUUACAUAUACCGCCCUCGACCAUCGAUGACGAAGGCUGAACGAGAGCUUGCACGUCAAGCUGCCGCACCGCCUAUCGACCCAAUGUCUGCUGGAGUAAUUUCCCUCGAGCAAGCGCAUCUGCUGGAGAAGAAGAGACAAGAGUUGGGACCGGCCAGGUUGAGCCAACUGCAAGCUCGAGCGCGAAAGUCGGCGGGAUCUGCGUCACAAUCUGCAACCUCACUGUCACAGCCUGCUCCUUCUGUUCCACGCUCCGAUCUGGCUCCUCUUCCUCCUCCUCCGACUUCGCAAAUGCCAGUGUCUGCCUUCUCCAGGCCAAGCACAUUGCAACCGCCGCAAUACGCUCAGAGCCAACCCGUGCUGCACCAUUCGCCACCCAGGCAUCCGGCUGCAAGCCACUCCCAAAGUGUUGCGGACCCCUACGCAGAGAUUGCUACGAGAGGAGAACCCGCGGCCAGGGCGUCCUUUGCCAUCACGAACCGAGGUGGUCAGCUUUGCGAAAUUUGCGAAGGUCCAUUCCACUUUGUAAACAAAUGCCCAGUCAUGCAGCCUGGCAACGAGAAGAUUGCUACGCAAAGGUACCGGGCUAUGGCGAGGGCUUUGGUCGCGAAGCCUUCGAACAUGACGAAGAGGACCCUUACGUUCAUGCGUCAGGUGCUACUCAAGAGAGAUGUCGUCGCAGCUCAGGUGCCUGCUGUAUAGAUGCGUGGACCCAUCUCAUCAAGCUUGAUCUGAAUCGACAGAAAUCGCUACACAAUGAAGGUUUAUCGCUACCCACCUUGCUCUCACGAAGAUGCUCUACUUUUUUCCGCCUGCACAUAAUCUCGAACAUGUAAUGCUACGCGAGUAAGACGAGAUUUCGGCGAUCGGUCUCUAGGGCUGAUCGAUGUGAGAUUGAGUAUGGAUGCUCGAUUCAGUCGCAGUGCAGGAGGACGCUGGUCACACAACGCAAGCCAGGCAACCUUCAGAUCG